UGUUUGGAAUGGAAGAUUCUAUCUCUAGUUUCUAACGAGUCAAUCACACUAUUUUGAAGCUUCUUAAAUACCGCUAUCACUGUCCAAACAUGUCCCAAGCUUCUGUGUUCUUCAAAACCGAGUGCCAAUUUUUUCUUAGUGUCCACAUUUUUCUUGAAUUCCCAAAGUUUGCAUUUUUGCAAGUCUGCAAAUUUGCAAGAUAAAAAUCAAUGGCUCUGAAGGCCGUUCAUGUCUCUGAUGUUCCAAACCUCGAUCAAGUCACAGAAAAUGCUGCCGCAUUGGCCGUAUAUUCGCCGUGGUUGGCUCAAGGUGUGAAAGAUGAGGGUGAAGAAACGAAAUGGGGAUACAAAUGGCCAAAGUUCGUGGUGAUGGGACACAGAGGCAGCGGGAUGAACAUGUUGCAGUCUUCUGACGCAAAACUCAAAUCCAUCAAAGAGAACUCCAUUCUCUCCUUCAAUGCCGCCGCUCAGUUCCCGAUCGAUUUCGUCGAGUUCGACGUUCAGGUGACCAAAGAUGACUACCCGGUCAUUUUUCAUGACAACUUUAUUGGCGCCGAGGACAAGGGUGUUUUCAAGGAGGAAAGGGUUACAGACAUUACUCUGCUAGAAUUUCUCUCCUACGGACCCCAGAAAGAGGCCGGAAAGGUGGGGAGGCCCUUGGUCAGAAAAAUAAAAGAUGGGAGGAUUUUUUACUGGAAGGUAGAACAGGAUGACUCCCUAUGCACAUUGCAAGAGGGGUUCGAGAAAGUUGAGCAUUCCAAGGGUUUUAACAUUGAAUUGAAGUUCGAUGAUCAGAUUGUCUACAAAGAAGAAAAACUCGAACAUGUUCUUCAAGUAAUCUUGCAGGUGGUGACUAAGUACGCGAAAGAUAGACCGAUCCUGUUUUCGAGCUUUCAGCCUGAUGCUGCAUUGCUGAUGAGAAAAUUGCAGACCACAUACCCUGUCUACUUCCUCACUAACGGAGGGUCUGAAAUUUACGCCGAUGUUCGAAGGAAUUCGCUGGAAGAGGCCAUGAAGGUGUGUUUGGGAGGUGGUUUGCAAGGAAUUGUAUCAGAAGUAAAAGCUAUCUUGAGAAAUCCAAGGGCAGUGACCAAGAUUAAACAGGCCAAACUUUGCAUUAUAACCUAUGGACAAUUAAACAAUGUGCCAGAUGCUGUAUACAUGCAACUUCUCAUGGGGGUUGAGGGAGUGAUUGUUGACCUUGUCCGAGAGAUCACAGAGGCGGUUUCCGACUAGAACUGAACCCGAAUUCAUGUCAAAGAAGGACAAACUUGGAACUUUUGCAGGAAAGGUUAUGCCAGAGAAGAUACAACGUUGACGGCCAAUUAACGUGGCCAGAACCGGAUGACAAAUUGUGCAUAGAGCAACAUUUUACGGACCAUACCUUAGUUUUUGUUUUUUGGUUGUAUCCAAAUGGUUACCCAAAUGGAAGAUGAGUUUGGAGUUCAAAUUUUAAUCAACAAUAAAUUUUUGGAAUAUAUUGUGUACUCAAACGACAUAAUUAAGUA
This is a messenger RNA of Malus domestica (apple), 1507 nucleotides long. RefSeq names its product glycerophosphodiester phosphodiesterase GDPD2-like. Lineage: Eukaryota; Viridiplantae; Streptophyta; Magnoliopsida; Rosales; Rosaceae. Gene Ontology annotation, biological process: glycerophospholipid catabolic process. Gene Ontology annotation, molecular function: phosphoric diester hydrolase activity. The record is from RefSeq and is a predicted model, not a curated record.